Molecule: messenger RNA, 4116 nt
Organism: Macadamia integrifolia
Lineage: Eukaryota; Viridiplantae; Streptophyta; Magnoliopsida; Proteales; Proteaceae
Product: probable LRR receptor-like serine/threonine-protein kinase At3g47570
Exons: 5
Coding region: 1-4116 (1371 amino acids)
Biological process (GO): protein phosphorylation
Molecular function (GO): protein binding; ATP binding; protein kinase activity
Source: RefSeq, a predicted model, not a curated record
AUGGCACUUCAGCUUCUAGUUUUCAUUCUCCUCUUUGGGAGCUCAUCAUUGAUGCUAAAAUCAGUCACCGGUACAAGGAUCGUAGGGAACGAGACAGAUCGUCUUGCUUUGCUCGAGUUAAAGAAACAAAUUGAUGAUCCGUAUGGAACAUUAAAUUCUUGGAACGAUUCCAUCCAUUUUUGCAAUUGGGUAGGAGUCAAAUGUAGCCAUCGUCAUCAACAACGGGUUAUCAGCUUGGAUUUAGAAAGCAAAGGCUUGGGAGGGAACAUAUCUCCAUCCAUAGGAAAUCUCACAUUUCUGCAUUCCGUCAACAUUGGAAACAAUAGCUUUAAGGGAAAAAUCCCACGAGAAAUCGGUAGUCUGAUUCGACUACAGUACAUUGAUGCUGAGAACAAUACUUUCGAAGGAGAACUUCCUAUCAGCUUGGCCAACUGCACUCGUCUAAGGGAAAUUUACUUUUCCUAUAACAAUCUUGUUGGGAACAUACUGGUUGAGCUUAUGGCUUUGUCAAAGCUAGAGGUAAUUUCUAUUCAUAAUAAUGGUUUAACAGGAGAGUUACCAGCUUCUUUUGGGAACAUUUCCUCCAUCCAACAUAUUUCUUUCGGUGUAAAUAGACUGCAUGGAAGCAUUCCAGAAUCCCUUGGUCACCUAACAAAUUUAAACUUUCUGUCACUUCAUGAAAACAACCUAUCUGGUAUGUUCCCUCUCUCACUAUGCAAUCUAUCAUCUCUUGAAAUUAUUUCUCUUGGAUUCAACCAACUUCAUGGGAGCCUUCCACAUGACAUAUGCCUCACUCUUCCAAAUCUCCUAAGCAUAGCAAUUAGUAAAAACUUUUUCUCAGGGACCAUUCCAAAUUCCAUCUCCAAUAUUUCAACACUUGUAAAAUUUAAUCUUGCUGGUAACGGCUUUGUUGGACCAGUCCCUAACAAUUGGGGAAAUCUUCAAAAUCUCCAAGUCCUCAAUCUGGGCAGAAAUCUAUGUGGAACAGGGAAAGGUUAUCAUUUGGAUUUUAUAAAUUCCUUGGUCAAUUGUACAAAUCUACAGGUUCUGUCCUUGGAUGGUAAUGGUUUUCAGGGUCCUGUUCCUAACUUUAAAGCCAAUCUUUCAACACAGCUCUUACAACUUCGAUUAGGAGAAAAUCGAAUAUCAGGAGUUAUCCCUACUGAGAUUGAGAAUCUUGUCAACUUAACCUUAUUGGGAUUGGAGGGCAACUUUCUCGAAGGUAAUAUUCCGUCUAUCAUAGGGAAGCUUCUGAAACUUCAACAAUUGUUCUUGGGUGGAAACAGACUUUCAGGACAGAUACCAUCUUCUGUAGGCAAUCUCAAUCUUUUGUUUGCACUCCAUUUAGAAGAGAACAACUUGAAUGGAAGCAUUCCAUCCAGCAUUGAAAAUUGUCAUCAAUUACAAUACCUAACACUUUAUCGGAAUAACCUCCAAGGCCCAUUACCUAAACAAUUCUUUUAUAUUUCCUCCUUGUCAGUAACUGUUGACUUAGCUAAUAAUUCUCUGGUCAGUUCCCUACCAAUAGAAAUCGGUAACUGGAAAAGUCUUUCUAUAUUAAAUAUCUCCAACAACAAAUUGUUCGGAGAGAUCCCCUACUCCAUUGGAGACUGUAAUAGUUUGGAACACCUUCAUAUGGAAGGUAAUUUCUUUGAAGGAACCAUUCCUCAAUCUUUGACUCUUCUGAAGGGCCUGCGAGUUUUAGAUCUCUCACUCAACAAUUUAUCAGGCCAAAUCCCAAAAGAUCUUGAGAAACUUUCAGGAUUGCAAACUUUGAAUUUGUCCUUCAAUAAUCUUGAGGGUGAGGUACCAACAAAGGGAAUCUUUGGAAAUGCAAGUUUAAUUUUAGUAAAUGGAAAUGCCAGGCUUUGUGGGGGAAUUGCAGAGUUACAAUUGCCUGCAUGCGCAAACCGUGGAUCUACAAAAAGAGAAAGUUCCCAUUCUUUGAGAGUAAUUUUGGCAAUAAUCGGUGUGGUUCUUGGUUUUCUUUUGAUAUCUUCCUUUCUUACUAUUUAUUGGAUAAGAAGAUCAAAAAGUAAACCUCCACCCACACCAUUAAUUGGUGACCAGUUCUUAAAGAUUUCUUACAAAGAGCUAUUCCAAGUAACUGGAGGAUUUUCUUCGAAAAAUUUCAUAGGUUCUAGCAGUUUUGGCUCCGUAUAUAAAGGGAUCAUCAAUGGAGAUGAAACAAUUGUAGCAGUCAAGGUACUUGACCUUCAAAAUCCAAGAGCAUACAAGAGCUUUAUGGUUGAAUGCGAAGCAUUAAGAAACAUUCGACAUCGAAAUCUUGUCAAGAUUUUAACUUCUUGUUCAAGUCUUGAUUCAAAAGGCAAAGAUUUCAAAGCCCUGGUUUAUGAGUUCAUGCCAAAUGGGAGUCUAGAUGAUUGGUUGCAUUCGUCGACGGAGGCACAGAAUCAUUCAAGGAAUUUAAGCUUUCUUCAAAGAUUAAACAUCGCGAUUGAUGUGGCUUCUGCAUUGGAUUACCUUCACUACCAUUGCUAUAUACCAAUUGUUCAUUGUGACUUGAAGCCUAGCAAUGUUCUACUUGACAAUGAUAUGACUGCGCAUGUCAGCGAUUUUGGUUUGGCAAGGCUACUUUUAGAACCUGACAACAAUUCAUCCCAUGCUCAAACGAGUACCAUUGGGAUAAAAGGAUCUAUCGGCUAUGCAGCUCCAGAAUAUGGCGUAUGUGGAAAAGCAACUAUACAAGGGGAUGUGUUUAGCUUUGGGAUCCUUUUGUUGGAGAUGUACACAGGAAAAAGGCCAACAAACAAGAUUUUUACAGAUGACUUCAAUCUUCAUAACUUUGCAAGGGCAGCUUUCCCUAUACAAGUGAUGCAAAUUUCAGAUCCAACACUCCUACCUAAUGAAGAACAUGGUGAAGAAAUUGGAGUGGAAGCUAUCAACAAAACUGAAGGUCCUAGUCAUAGGGUAGAUAAAUUGCAAGAUUGCAUAAGCUUUAAUGGAAAAAUCCCACGAGAAAUCGGUAAUUUGAUUCGACUACAGUACAUUGAUGCUGAGAACAAUACUUUCGAAGGAGAACUUCCUAUCAGCUUGGCCAACUGUACUCGUCUAAGGGAAAUUUACUUUUCCUAUAACAAUCUUGUUGGGAACAUACUGGUUGAGCUUAUGGCUUUGUCAAAGCUAGAGGUAAUUUCUAUUCAUAAUAAUGGUUUAACAGGAGAGUUACCAGCUUCUUUUGGGAACAUUUCCUCCAUCCAACAUAUUUCUUUUGCUGUAAAUAGACUGCAUGGAAACAUUCCAGGAUUCCUUGGUCACCUAACAAAUUUAAACUUUCUAUCACUUCAUGAAAACAACCUAUCUGGUAUGUUCCCGCUCUCACUAUACAAUCUAUCAUCUCUUGAAAUUAUUUCUCUUGGAUUCAACCAACUUCAUGGGAGCCUUCCACAUGACAUAGGCCUCACUCUUCCAAAUCUCCUAAGCAUAGCAAUUAGUAAAAACUUUUUCUCAGGGACCAUUCCAAAUUCCAUCUCCAAUAUUUCAACACUUGUAAAAGUUAAUUUUGCUGGUAACGGCUUUGUUGGACCAGUCCCUAACAAAUGGGGAAAUCUUAAAAAUCUUCAACUCUUCAAUCUUGGUGGAAAUCCAUGUGGAACGGGGAAAGGUCAUGAUUUGGAUUUUGUAAAUUCCUUGGUCAAUUGUACAAUUCUACAGAUUUUGUCCCUGAAUGAUAAUGGUUUUCAGGGUCUCCUUCCCAACGUUAAACCCAAUCUCUCAAGACAGCUUUUACAACUCCGAUUAGGAGAAAAUCAAAUAUCAGGAGUCAUCCCUACUGGGAUUGAGAAUCUUGUCAACUUAACCUUAUUGGGAUUGGAGAUUAACUUUCUUGAAGAUUGUCCAGAGAGAUCCCCUCCUCCAUUGGUGAAUGAGAUAGUUUGGAACAUCUUCAUAUGGAAGGUCAAAUCCCAAAAGAUCUUGAGAAACUUUCAGCAUUGGAAUUUGAAUUUGUCCUUCAAUAAUCUUAAGGGUGAGGUACCAAAAAGGGGAAUCUUCGAAAAUGCAAGUGCAAUUUUAUUGAAUGGAAAUGGCAAGCUUUGUGGGGGGAUUGCAAAGUUACAAUUUCCUGCAUGCACAAACCAUGGAUCUACAAAAUGA